Molecule: messenger RNA, 2247 nt
Organism: Venustampulla echinocandica
Lineage: Eukaryota; Fungi; Ascomycota; Leotiomycetes; Helotiales; Pleuroascaceae
Product: RING protein
Exons: 2
Coding region: 1-2247 (748 amino acids)
Biological process (GO): rescue of stalled cytosolic ribosome; protein ubiquitination
Molecular function (GO): ubiquitin protein ligase activity; ribosome binding
Source: RefSeq, a predicted model, not a curated record
AUGGCUUCUAUAGGAACGGACCCAGGAGCAAAUGAGCGCCGACCUGCAGACGGUCCCAGAGGCGGCCGAGGACGAGGCAGAGGUAGGGGACGGGGACGAGGAAGAGGCGAUGCACAGAAUCUGGGGGACGAAAUGCGACCCGCCCAACACCAGAUGCGACGGAGAGGAGGCGGAGGGGAAGGUCCAUCUGGACUAUUGUCACCUCAGAAGGCGCCUCGAGUUAUGCCCCAGAACGAACAGCUGCCAACGCCCGCCAAUGGAAAAUUAAAAGCGAAGGAAGUUGAAGCUUCGCAGGAGGGACAGGUGGAGGCUGAAACGGAAGCCCCAUUUGUAAUAUUCACUGAUGAUGCCACCAAACGAUUCGAGGACUUUACCGCAGCGGAUAUUUCCAACACAGACGAGAAUAUUGGCAUUCGAUACGAGAAUAAUGAUAUCAUGGAGGAUACAAGACUGCUCUUGCGAUAUAAUUGUCCCGACGGCGAUUGCGAUGUUGCAUGCUUAGGAUGGCCGGACUUGCAUCGACAUGUCAGGGGUCUUCAUCACAGGAAGAUUUGUGACUUGUGUUCGCGGCAUAAGAAAGUCUUUACACACGAGCAUGACCUGUUUACUGAUGCGGAAUUAACAAAGCAUAUGAAGAAAGGGGACGAUAACCCGGGUGCUAUCGAUCAAAGCGGAUUUAAGGGCCAUCCUUUGUGUGGAUUCUGCGGGGAAAGGUUUUAUGGUGAUGAUGAGCUUUAUGUUCAUUGCAGGGACAAGCAUGAAAGAUGCUUUAUCUGUGAUCGAAGAGGGGGCCCGCCGCAAUACUAUCUUAACUAUGAGAAGCUGGAUCAGCAUUUCAGAAAAGAUCACUUCCCAUGUCUGGAUAGGGAGUGUCAGGAGAAGAAAUUUAUCGUCUUUGUGUCAGAGAUGGACUUGAAGGCUCAUCAGCUAGAGGAGCAUGGAGAUAGUCUUUCAAAAGACGUACGGCGAGAUGCGAGGAUUGUCGAUAUGUCGUCGUUUGAUUAUCGAGCUCCUUAUUUUCAAGAAAGGAGAGGUGGAGGAAGUCAACGAGAACAACGUGAGAGUCGAGGGAGAGGAGGGAGGGGAAGAGGAAGGGAUCCAAAUGCGGAAGCAAUACCUGCUUCAAGUGCACAGCCGUUACGGCGAGAUGAGCAGGCGUUCCAACGACAGAUGGCAAUCCAAACUUCCCAGUCGGUAGCGCCCCGCACAUUCGGAGGCCAAUUAUCGACGCCUGCACCCACGCGGGAACCAGCCAGCGUUACUGCACCACGGCCCUCUGGGAACGUGGAUGCUGUGGCCGAAGGCGUUCAAAAUAUUGGGAUUUCCCAACCGAGCCUAACACCCCAGGAACAAGCUCGCCAGCUUCGCCAUAGAGAAGUUAUUGAGCGUGCCAGCUCUCUACUCCAGAACGAUCAGACAAAACUUGGUCGAUUCCGGAGUUCGAUUUCUGCUUUCCAAUCUAAUAAACUUGCCGCACCUGCGCUUAUCGAUUCCUUUUUUGCGCUCUUUUCAGACACAACAUCAAGUGCUCUGGGGACUUUGAUUCGCGAGGUUGCGGAUCUUUAUGAGGAUAAAAGCAAGGCAGAUGCAAUUCGGACAGCAUGGAAUGAUUGGCGAGCUAUUAACGAAGAUUAUCCCUCUUUGCCUGCGGCUAGCAGUGCCACUGGUGGCUCUAUUCCACUUGGCUGGGCUUCUAUAACUUCAUCCACCCCCGCAUCUUCCUCCUCCACUCCAUCUGCAGCGAAAUCAACUCGGGUGCUCAAACUAAAAUCAUCCACAGCUAAAUCCUCGCGGUCAUCAGUGUCACAAACGCGAUCAUGGGGUACAGCUUCAGGACUCUCCUCGUCCAGCAAUCCAUUUCCCGGUCUUCCAACACCAGGAUCGUCGAGUCGGAGCAAAGUCUCGACCGUACCAUGGGUCGGUUCCUCAUCUGCUCCACCUUCAAAUGUAUCGUCAGCGCCCACCUCCCGACCUGCUUCUCGUGGUCCACCUCGAGCAGCCGUAGGCGGAAGUGAUGCUUUCCCAGCGCUGCCACCAGCUCCCAAACCCCAGAGUUCUAUCUUUGGUUACGGCUCCGGAAUGGUACGGCGCGAUGGAGGUCGCGGUUCAGGCAACGCGGCGUUCUCGUGGGGCGGUGGUGCCGGUGAUCAGGGUACUAUUAGUGAGAAUGAGGCCUUGGGAGGAGAUGAGGGCGGGAAGGGGAAGAAGAAGCAGCAGAAGAAGAAGGUUUUGAUGAAUUGGGGAUAA